UCGAAAUAAAAAUGAAUGACCUAUUCCCCCAAUGAAAAUAAAAAAAUUUCUGGGUAUGCUCAAAACCUUAAAAAUGGCAGUUGUGUUCUGGACCUCUCCAAGUGUCUUUUCAUUCAGGGAAAACUGUUGUUUGCCGAGCCCAAGGAUGCGGGCUUUCCAUUUAGCCAGGAUAUCAAUAGCCAUUUGGCCAGCCUCUCAAUGGCUAGAAACACGAGCCCCACUCCAGACCCCACUGUUAGAGAGGCUUUGUGUGCCCCGGAUAACUUAAAUGCGAGUAUUGAAAGUCAGGGCCAGAUUAAGAUGUACAUCAAUGAAGUGUGUCGGGAGACUGUGUCACGUUGCUGCAACUCAUUUCUGCAGCAGGCCGGAUUAAAUUUGUUAAUAAGCAUGACAGUUAUUAAUAACAUGCUUGCCAAGUCCGUUUCAGACUUGAAGUUUCCUUUGAUAUCAGAGGGAAGUGGAUGUGCUAAGGUUCAGGUUUUGAAACCGCUGAUGGGUUUGUCUGAAAAGCCAGUCUUGGCGGGGGAGUUAGUCGGUGCCCAGAUGCUCUUCUCAUUCAUGUCCCUCUUUAUCAGAAAUGGAAACAGAGAGAUUCUCCUGGAAACCCCUGCCCCAUAAACGGCCCUCUCGAACACAAUGGGACGGAAUCCACCCACAACGCGCUUGGUUUGCAGAUGUCAAAGAAUCUGCAGAGGGUGCUACUGAAGAUCCAGCCUUAGCCAAUCACCACCUCAUUGGGUGAAAGUUCCAGGGCUCAAUCCAGGACCACACUCUUAUUGGCCAGGCAGGGGCUCCCACAGAGCUUUGAGUAAAUUCUUGGUUGUGCAGUCUGCAGGCAAUGUUGGCAUUGUAAAUUCCUCCCUUGCAGCCUCCUUCAUGUGGUGAGGGGAUCACUUCAGCUGCCUGCUGUGGACAAAGAACAUCAAAUUACAGCAUCACGAGUGCUAUUGUUGCCUGUGGUGGUCUCCCUGUCCAAGCGGGACCGCUUUGCAGAGACCAGACGCAUAUCGCGGCUUGAGCUGAAAAUGCAUUUGUUGCAGCUUAGGUUGAAUUAUUUUUCGUUUGCUCUUUCUUCUACACGCGCCUGAUGGAUAGUGAACCUAUUCAUCAAAAAAGUGCACUGCUCUUCUGUCUAUUGUACCGACUUAACCUCUUCCACCCAAGUCCGCAUCUGUGUGUAUCAUCAAUAAAGUUGUGUGCUUUGAUUGGCAGAAAAGA
Messenger RNA from Pan troglodytes (chimpanzee), 1218 nucleotides. RefSeq names its product protein ARMCX6-like. Gene Ontology annotation, cellular component: mitochondrion. Lineage: Eukaryota; Metazoa; Chordata; Mammalia; Primates; Hominidae. The record is from RefSeq and is a predicted model, not a curated record. The transcript has a single exon. Bases 16 to 618 code for a protein of 200 amino acids.